CGGCUCGGCGGCGCCGGCCGCUCCCGCUCCCCCGGUCCGGGCUCUUUGUCGGUGCGUGCCGGCGGGGGUCGGCAGCGCCAUGUCCUCCCCCAAGAAUGGUUUCUACCGGCAGGAGAUCACCAAGACCCUCUGGGAAGUGCGGGACCGCUACCGGGACCUGCAGCCGGUGGGGUCCGGCGCCUACGGAGCCGUGUGCUCAGCUGUCGAUGGAAGAAGUGGUACCAAAGUGGCCAUUAAGAAACUGUACCGCCCGUUUCAGUCUGAACUCUUUGCCAAGCGAGCUUAUCGAGAGCUGCGUCUCCUGAAACACAUGAAGCAUGAAAACGUCAUUGGAAUUUUGGAUGUGUUCACACCAGAUAUAACACUGGAGAAGUUUAAUGACUUCUAUCUCGUCAUGCCAUUUAUGGGAACAGACUUGAGUAAGAUAAUGAAGCAUGAGAAAUUAACUGAAGAUCGAAUCCAGUUCCUGGUAUAUCAGAUGUUGAAAGGCUUAAAGUAUAUUCAUUCAUCAGGCAUAAUUCACAGGGAUCUAAAGCCUGGAAACUUGGCAGUAAAUGAAGACUGCGAAUUGAAGAUCCUGGAUUUUGGAUUGGCAAGACAUACAGACAGUGAGAUGACUGGCUAUGUGGUAACAAGGUGGUACAGAGCCCCAGAGGUCAUUCUUAACUGGAUGCAUUAUACUCAGACAGUUGACAUCUGGUCUGUGGGCUGUAUAAUGGCUGAGAUGAUAACAGGGAGACCUCUGUUCAAGGGAAAUGAUCAUCUGGACCAACUCACAGAAAUAAUGAAAAUAACAGGUACACCAACUCAAGAUUUUGUUCAAAAAUUGCACAGUCAAGAUGCAAAAAAUUAUAUCAAAAGCCUUCCAAAAGUCCAGAAGAAAGAUUUUGCAUCCAUCUUGAAGUAUGCAAAUCCUUUGGCUGUAAACCUUUUGGAGAAGAUGCUGGUGCUGGAUGCAGAGAAGCGAGUCACGGCAGCUGAGGCUUUGGUGCAUCCUUACUUUGAACCAAUUCACGAUCCUGAGGAAGAAAUUGAAGCUGAGAAAUAUGACGACACAUUUGAUAACAUGGAUCUUCCACUAGAUGAGUGGAAGCGCAUUACAUAUAAAGAGAUACUGAACUUCAAGCCACCACAGUCAUUGGACUCAAAGGAGACAGCAGUAUAAUGGCUCCGUAUUUUCAGAACUCUGAGGAGGGCAGAGAAGUUGUAAAUGUUUGUGACAUUUCAGGUGUAUAAAACUUCUUAUAAAUAAGCUCUCUAUAAUCUGUUUCAUCUGCACUGUAACAACGUCCUUUACUCUGCAUGUGAAGUUGGUGCUUUUGGGCAGCAACUUUUGGGCAUUUCAAAAAUAUCCAGAAACGUAUUUCUGCCUACAAACUUCUUCCUUCUGCACAAAAGGACUCAGCCUGCAGUAAGCUGGUGCCAUCCUCAAAAGAGCAGGAUUAAUUCUUCAACUCAGAGAUCUGAAGAGUACAAGUUACCACCCCAGGCAAGCUGAGAACACAGUAUGUCUGAUGUGCUGUGACUGCUCUCCAAGGCCACUGAACCGUCCUGAAUGCAAGAAGUAUUCAUGUGACUUCCUCUGGAAUAUUUCACUUUGCUGAGAUGCCUGGGAAGGCUAAUCAUCUCCUGUUACCUCAGGGACUGCAGUGGGUAGCAGAGUGAGUGCCUGCAUCCCCUGUCCAGUGUGAGUGAAAGAGAACCUCAGAAGUGUUGAUGUCCUAGAUUUUUUUCAAAGUAACCAGCAUAGCAGGACAAGAUUUCAUAAACUUGCUAGGUGAACAGUCACUGGAUAUAUAAUCACUGUAUAAUAUUUUUCCCUAAAUACAGUGCAUUUUCUUUGUAUAGAACACGAGGGAUCAAUGAUUUGCAGGGAGAAAUUCUUCAGAUUUUCUAAAAUUUUGUAAGCUUUCCAACAUCUUAGUAUUGAAAUUAUCUCAGACAAUCGGCAGUGCUGAUUUUAAAAAUAAAGUUGCAUGUGGGUCACUUUAUAGGAAAUUAAAUGAGGACCAAAAUUAUAGACUUCCUCUUCAUCAGGAAUACCUGCAGCAAGCUGGUUUUUUUCACAGUGUACAAAGCUGUUACCAGGUGAAGAAUAAUAAUUAUUCCCUUUUUUUACCCAUUUGAACUCUUCUUACUUGGAAAAACACUCAGACCUUUUGUGGAGAGGUAUCUUAGCAGAAGGAGUCAGCUUCCUGAUGGGAUAGAUAAUUUAGGUGCUUCCUGAGUUCCUCUUACUGUCCUGUCACUGUGUUUUCCUAGGUGCUUUGUUCGUAAGGAUUUCUGAGAGGUGGGAAAAAGAACUGGCAAACCUUUGUGAAGAAUUUCUGUGUGAAAUUGCUUGUCUUUCUUAAAGGUAGUAUCUUCACAGUUGACUGUUUGGAUGUGGGUUAUUCCUAUUGUAAUACACUGUGGUGUGUUACUACUGAGUGAAAUGAAUGUGAAAGAAGAUGUUUGAUCCUAGCAGGUAAUAACUGGAAAAAAGAAGAAAUUACUUGGGUUUUUUUUUGCUUUAAUAUCCAAUAUACACCAUAAGUUGAAUAAAGGCACAGUUAUUCUGUUUCUUUCAAUGAAUGUUUGAAUUAAACGCUUGUAAAUAUUAGCAUUUGUUAAAAAAUUGUGAUGAGAGUUGAUUAGCUGAGGUGGACACCUAGAGAGACUAAAUAGUAACAGAAACCUUAAAUUCAUGUAUUUGACAAGUCAUUAAAAAUGACAUUUUCAGGAAUUAAUGAUAAAAAAACCCAGAGAAUGUAUAUUGAAUCAAAAUAUUUUUCCAAACUACAGGUUUCUCACAGAGUCAUACCCCAUUUUG
Serinus canaria (Common canary) is the source of this 2812-nucleotide messenger RNA. It is a transcript of the gene MAPK12, whose product is annotated as mitogen-activated protein kinase 12. Gene Ontology annotation, cellular component: cytoplasm; nucleus. Lineage: Eukaryota; Metazoa; Chordata; Aves; Passeriformes; Fringillidae. Bases 80 to 1165 code for a protein of 361 amino acids. Gene Ontology annotation, molecular function: MAP kinase activity; ATP binding. The record is from RefSeq and is a predicted model, not a curated record. Gene Ontology annotation, biological process: protein phosphorylation; MAPK cascade. The transcript has 12 exons.